Molecule: messenger RNA, 6577 nt
Organism: Gymnodraco acuticeps
Lineage: Eukaryota; Metazoa; Chordata; Actinopteri; Perciformes; Bathydraconidae
Product: envoplakin-like
Exons: 22
Coding region: 180-6299 (2039 amino acids)
Biological process (GO): wound healing; intermediate filament cytoskeleton organization
Cellular component (GO): cytoplasm; membrane; cytoskeleton
Molecular function (GO): cadherin binding; structural molecule activity
Source: RefSeq, a predicted model, not a curated record
GGAGGAGCUGCAUGACAGCAGCCCAGGAGGAUUGUGGGUAAGAACAGGUCCGCCUGCUUUCCUCCUGACACACCUGCAGCGGGAGGAGCCGACAGGUGGACUGAGAGGGAAAAGAGAGAGGAACACACACACUCUCACACACACUCUCAGAUCACAGCAGACACCGAACAGACCCAGAGAUGUCCAGUUCUCUGAAGCUCAGCAAGGCUCAGGCCCAGGACCUGGCUGUGGUGAUUUCUCGGAUGCAGGUAAAUGCCGACCAAGUAGAGAAGAGCAUCCUGGCUGCAGAGCAUCAUCUGGGCGUGGACACAGAGCGCGAUGAGAAGAACCUGAAUCUGUACCACCAGAGGGAGAACGCUGACACCCUGUCGCAGGCCGAGGGGCUCCUGAAGGACCUCUUCAUGGACGUGGACAAAGCCAAGAGGCUGGGGCACCCGCAGGUCCACGAGAUCGAGAAGGACGUGAAAAACCUCCACGAUCGCUGGGUGAAGGACUGUUCCAUCUACAGGGAGCUGUACUCCCAGGUCAAACCUCUGGAUCCCAAACAGAAGAUCGACUGGGGGCCUCUGCUGGACGACAAAAUGAGACAGUUAAAGUCAGACGCGUACGGCCCAAAGCUGCCUGACGUGGAGAAGCAGAUGGCAGAACAUAACAUCCUGCACCAGGAGAUCGAGGCGUACAAAGACCAGCUGCAGCCCAGCAGCACCAGCUCCAAGGAGCAGUACGCCGCCUUCAAGGACAAAUAUGACAAACUUUGUGAGUUGUCUCAGCAGCGGCGCGCUCACCUGGCCUCGCUGUAUGAGUACGUGCAAAGCUGCUGGAAGGAGCUGAGCUACUUGUCGGGGCAGCAGGAGAGGAUCCUGCAGAGAGACUGGAGCGACCGCUUGGUGGACGCCCCCAGUGUCCGCAUGGAGUACGAGAAAUUCAAAACCAGCGGUCUGCUAUCUCAUGAGAAGGAGAUCAUCAAGCUGCAGGGGGAAGGAGAACGACUCGUUGAGAAGAAACAUCCUGCCAGCUCCACCAUAAAGGCUCACAGAGACGCUGUGCAGUCGGAGUGGCAGGCCUUCCUCAACCUGUGUCUGGCUCAGGAAAUACACCUGGACAACAUCGAAGACUACAAGAAGUUCCAGCUGGAGGCAGAGACGCUGUCCGAGUCUCUGGAGAGGCUCAACUCCAAUCUGGACCCGAAGGCUCUCACAGGGAAGAGCAACCCAGAGGUCCUGAUGGCUCUGGAGGGCGAUGAGCCGGCGGUCCGGAGGAACGAUCAGCGUCUCUCUGACCUCAGAGAGCUCAGCAGCGGCAUCUUUCCUCUGAAGCUCCGUCGGACCCUCCCCACCAAACCCACCUCCGCCCUGGCCCUCUGUGACUGGGCUGAUAAAGCUGACACAGUGAGGCGUGGAGAGACUCUAACCCUAAAGUCCAACUCUGAUAAUAAGAACUGGGUGCUCCAGAGCGACAGUGGGAAGACCAGGACCCUCCCAGGGACAUGCUUUAUGAUCCCCCCCCCUAACGCCGAGGCCCUGGAGAAAGUCAAAAGUCUGGAUAAAGCGCUGAGGGAUCUGAAGAGCCGUAGAUCUGUGCACAUGUCCUCCCUGAAGAACCCCACUGUGGAGGUGGUCCACCCUCAGAAAGCAGUCGCUGUUCAAAGUGCUCCUGAGGAUCCACGAGCUGCACAGCUGGCCAGUGAAAUGGACAAGAUCAACAAAGCCCUGCAGCGGAACGAGAAAGAAGUCCUGAAUCGCCUCAGAUCCCCGCUGGACAACCGCAACCCGACUCAGGACCUGAACAAACGCCUGCAAGAGCACGAGAAAUCUGCUCUGGCUGUGAGGAAGCUGGAGUCGGAGAAGAAUGCUCUCCAGAGAGAGAUGGAGCCCAUUCUGGCCAAGAAGCCUCUCGGACCCACCGCCUCCUCCCUGCCCCUCAAAAUCAGCGCCGCCAACAACAAGAUCGACGACAUCAACAACUUCAUCGAUCUCUAUAAGAAAAAGGCCACAGCCUCCAUGUUCCUGGAGAAGCAGAAGCUGAAUGUGGAAGGCAUGGUGUCUGGGUUCGAGGAGAAAUUGGCUAAAGAAGGCGCCAUUUAUGAUCAACCGAACGCCCUCCCGGGUCGCAACCAGCAGCUGCAGCUUCUGCGUCAGGAUGUCACCGCCAAGAAGGAUGAGGUGACUAAACUAGGCAGAGACUUGGACCUGACGGAGCAGUCCUGCAGCUCUUUGCAGCGGACAUUCAAUGAAUACUGUCCGGACAUCCGCCGCCAGGAGAAUGAGGUGAAACAGCUGAAGAACCGCUACACGUCUGUCAAUAAUCAGCUCCAGGAAAGAUCUGCCCUCGUAAAGCAAUCAACCAAUAAAAACCAAGAUUUCCAGAAUGCUGUUCAGGGACUGGAUUUCUUCUUGCUCAAUUUGCCCAAUAACGCCAUCAAGCCUACAGACGAUGUGAAGCAAAUAACAACCAAACAAAACUCUCAAAGGAAAGUAGUUGAGGACAUCAAGAAGAAAUCCGAUGAUCUGGACCGAGUCAAGUAUCUGUCCCGAGAUCUGCAGAGCGUCCUGAAUGAGUAUGACGCUAAGUUGAACACUUACCGUGGCACUCUGAAUGAGGACGAUGACGAUGAUGUUGACUAUGAGGAACCAGUCCCAACGUUGCGUCAAACUUCAACCAUGGCUAAGGCUGUACAGAGAAAGGAGAAAAAUCUACUGAACCUGUUCUCCGAGGUGUCUGCAGAAAACGAGCAGAUACUCAACCAGUUGGAGACAACAAAACACAUCAAGGCCAGGAAUGAACAGAAAGUCAGUCAGGUGGUGGUCAAUCAGCAGAUGCAGCUAAAAAGCGACAGGAAGGACCUGGAGGCAAGUGAUAGUCUGAAAAAGGAAUUAAGUGAGGAGGUAGCCAGACGCUUGCAUGCUGAAAGAGACCUGGAAACAUACCGUAAGAGGUUUGUGUCUCUUAAGAGUAGGAAAGGAGUGGAGAGGUUGGAGGAGAGGGAGGUGGUGCAAUACUACCAUGACCCAAAACUGGAGUUGGAACUACAGUCACUGAAAAGUCGGAUCCAGGAUGAGUCGUUGAAGAGGACAAGAACCCGUUCGGAGAUCGAAAUUAUCAACGUGACGAUCCACAAACUGGAAACACAGCUGAUCACAGUCGAACCCAGACUGUUGACCAAGGUAAUGACGGAGUAUGAGAGAGACCCCCAGCUUGACAAAGACGCCGUCAGGAUGAGAGAAGAGAUAGAGAGGAUAAGGCUGAUGCUCCAAACGAGAGAUACUGAGAAAAUUCAAGUGAAAACCGAGCUCACGGUGUUGUCUCAGCAGAAACAAAAAACCAGGUCGAAGAUCGUUAAGAAAGAAGUGGUGAGGCUUGAGAAGGAUCCACAGAUGCUGAAAUCUGUUCUCACGUUCCAGACUAAUAUCUCAGAGGAGGAUUUCAGGUCCGAGUCGCUCAACACUAGCAUCUUUAGCACAAGGAGCCAGAUCAACACAUUGGAGAGGGUCAUUCCCACCAUCCAACCUAAGAUAGUCACCAAGGUGGUAAAGCAAGUACAGCAAGAUCCAAAAUCGCUGGAAGAGUCAAAGAAGCUGCGAAUUGCCUUGGAGGAGGAGAAGGAUGAGAAUGUUAUCUUGUUGAAGGACCUGACCACCAUGCUGAUACGUUAUGGUGAGCUGGAAAAGCUCAGACCUAAAGUUGAGGUCAAGGAGAUCAUCAAUGAGAUCUACAGAGUUGAUCCUGAGACAGAAAUCGAGCUGGUGCGUCUGAAGAAAGAACUUCAGGACUCUGGCCGUAACCGCACGAACCUGGAGUACGAAAGCAAGACAUUGGUUACAACUCUGACCACCCUGCGCUCUCAGAAACCCAAGAUAGAGUACAAGGAGGUGACCCAGGAAGUGAUCAAAGAAGAGAAAAGCCCAGAGGUUACCAGGGAAUUGCAAAGGCUGAACAACCAAGCUUCCCGUCUGCUAGUCAACUAUGAGACCACCAUCGAGCUGCUGACCCGACUACGCAGAGACAGAGAUGAGCUGAAGGUGGAAAAGUCCAAAGUGGAGACCAAGCUGGUCACGAAAGAGCUCAUCAAAUAUGAGAAUGAUCCUCUCCUUGAAAAAGAGGCUGACAGACUCCGGAGGAAUGUCAGAGAAGAGAUCCAACAACGCCGCAGUGUGGAGGAGUUGCUCUUUGACAUCCAGAACCAAUACAUCCUCCUCGAAAGGCAGAAGCCCGAUGAGAAGAUAGUCAUGCAAGAAGUGGUGCGUCUUCAGAAGGACCCCAAGCAGUUAGUGGAGCAUGACAAGUUGAACAAGAACCUAGACGACGAAUCGAAAGCCCGCAGAAAGCUUGAUAUAGAGGUCAGACAGCUCAGAGCGCUGAUUCAAGACAAAGAGAGUACCCUGGCUCAGAUGGAUGAACGCCAGAAGAAGAUUAAAGUAGAGUCCGAGCUCAGGCAGAUCAAGUCUCGCAUUCUUGAAUUGGAAAACGCUCCGCCACCCGUUGAGGAAAGGAUCAUCAUCGAGGAGAUCCUGAAAGUGGAGCGGGAUCCUAAGCUGGACAGACUUACUGAUGGUAUACGUGCCGACAAGGAUACCGAGGCCAACAAUAUCAGUCGUAUUGAGAGAGAAAUCCGCAACCUGAGGUUAAAGUUGGAGAUUCUGCAAAAGGAGAAAACAAUAGAGAAGGUUGUUUACAGAGAGGUUGUUCGCGUAGAGAAAGACCCGGCGUUGGAGGCUGAAAGGGAACAUAUGAGAGACCUCGUAAUGCAGGAGAGAAAUCUGAGGCGUGACCAGGAAGAUGACACCCAGAACCUCCACAUCAGAAUUACUCACCUGCAUACGUCGCACUCCGUGACAUCUGAGGAAGAAACCGCUCUCGUCAUCACCAAAGAUACCAUGCAGAGAGAGAAGGAGGAUCUACUCAGACAGCUCAAAAUGCUAGAGGCUCAAAGAAAUACCAUCACCAUUACCUUCCAGCAACAGUCCAAGCUGAUCAGUGAGAGAAACAUGAUGUCCAAGCAGAGGAGUCUGAGGUCAUCCUCUGACCUAGGACGGCUGGAGAAAGAAAUCCUCAACGAGAAGGACAAAAUACACCAGAGAGACACACUUAUCAUCGAGUUGCAGAGCAGUGUCCAGAGAGAGGACCACUCUGAAACUCACACACGGGAGAUAAACCUCUCAACGAAGAUCACCAUCCUGGAUCCAGAGACCGGUAAAAACAUGUCUCCCUAUGAUGCCUAUGCACAGGGGCUGAUUGAUCGCCAACACUACAUCAAGCUGUCUGAGUUGGAAUGCGACUGGGAGGAAAUCACUUCAACUGGUCCAGGUGGUGACACAACAAUCCUGCAGGAUCGCAAAAGUGGAAAGCAGUACUCCAUCAAUGAGGCUCUGAAGGAUGGUCGCUUGACCCAGUACGACAUGUCCUGCUACAAGGAAGGGAAAAUGUCCAUUACUGAGUUUUCCCUCCUUGUCGCAGGGGAACCCAGCAAGCCCGUCUUUCCUCCAGUCAUCCAUUCAGCCCCACGAUCACCCAUCAGAACCUCCUCACCCUCUCCUUUGAGCUACAUGCCAAGCUCCCUGAGGUCCUCCUUCCCCAGCCUCAACACUCAAUACAACAGCUCAACUCAACUCAACAGUCACAACAGUGGCAGUCUGAGCAACCUCACUUCCACAGCAGGUGAUGAGUAUUUCCCCAUCUCCGGCAUUUUAGACACCACCACUGAAAGCCGCAUGUCCGUGAGAAGUGCCCUGACCCGCAAACUCAUUGAUGCCGACACAGCUCUGAAGCUGCUGGAGGCCCAAGCAGCCUCCGGGGGAAUCGUUGAUCUCGCCAAAAAGGACAAACUAUCCGUCCACAAUGCAGCUGAACGUGGGCUCAUUGACACGAGUGACAUGCACAAGCUUCUGAAUGCCCAAAAGGCCUUCACAGGAGUCGAAGACCCCAUGACCAAAGACCGUCUCGCAGUGGGACCCGCCGCAAGUAAAGGGUAUAUUCCUCAAGAAAAUGCCAGGAGGUAUAUGGAGGCACAGUACCUCACCGGUGGGUUUGUGGAUCCCUCGAAAGCAGGCCGCCUAUCAGUCAAAGAAGCUCUCGCCACUAAUAUUAUCGACAGCAAAACAGCUGACGAGCUACAAGAUGAGACCUCCUACAAGAAAGAGUUGGUGGACCCCAUCACGAAAGAGAAGAUCUCAUACAAGCAGGCGAUGGAUCGGUGUAAGAUAGACAACCACACAGGGCUCCUGCUGCUUCCUGCCGCUUCUACUGAUGCCACGGACGCCCCGUCUUACUCUAACUAUCGCUUCAGAUCCAACAAAUAUUAGAUGUGAAGUUCAAGAUGUUUUAUUUGUCGCAGCUACUGGUGCUAGAGGGUGUGUGAUAUUACUAACUGAUCCACGUAAAGAUAAAUAUGAAUAUGUGUGUACACUGGGAGGGAAAAACGACAUAUUUGGUGAAACUGAAUUCUCUUUUCAGUGGUUUUUUGUUUGGUCUGCAUAUACAUGAGGGUACUGUUUGUUUUAUAUGGUAAAUUGUUUUGCAGCACUCUCAAGCUGCUAAAUCCUAUGUAAGUGUUCAUUAAACUCCAAAAGCCUCACAUUCA